ACAUUCUCUCUCUCCUAAUUAAGUUAGGAUCCAAACAUCCUCCUUAAAUAAACUUCACGAGGUAGGAGUGUUCAAGAUAACUUGAUACCUCGAGCGACUAAAUAUAGCAAAAAUGGAGAAAAAGGAAGAGGUGGAGGAGGCGAAGAGGACGACUCCACGCCACUUAGCACCACCCUAUAUCGCAACAAACGUGAAUAAAGUUUUUCUUAUGUAAUCCAUCGUAACUCCUAGUGAAAAAGUCUUCAUCUCUUUCAUCCAUUGCUCUAUUUUUGGCUUUUUACUUCAUCACAACCGAGGUGGGUUUCUUCGUUCUUUAAUUCUUUGCUUCAAUCCAACUACUAUUGCUUUCCUAUAAUUACAGGCUAUAAAUACAUACGAUUGUAAUCGGUCCGUAUAGUUUUUCAAUUGCAAGAAACCCUUUUGAAACUUACACAAAUCAGUCUGCUUGAAUUUUCCGAUGGAUCGAAAUUUCGUAAUUAGGGUUCUUGUUCUUGUCAUACAUUUGGGGGUUUGGGUAUCAGCAAAUGUCGUUUUUCAGGUCCAGCACAAGUUUACCGGCAACAGAAGGUCUAUAACUGCUUACAAAGCUCAUGAUACCUACCGUCACCGGAGAAUCCUCUCCGCCACUGACCUCCCUCUGGGUGGCAACGGCAGCCCCUCCGCCGCCGCGCUAUAUUUCACGGAAAUUCAAAUCGGAACUCCACCAAAGAAAUAUCAUGUGCAAGUCGAUACUGGAAGCGACCUCUUAUGGAUAAACUGUAUCGGAUGUCAAAAUUGUCCCCAAAAAAGUGACCUUGGAAUUGAACUUACAUUUUAUGAUCCAAUGUCCUCCACAAGCUCCCAAAUGAUUACUUGCGAUCAAGAUUUUUGCACAACCACCCUCGAUGCCUCUAACAAAGCUUGUAUUAUUGGAAUGCAAUGUUCAUAUCUUGUUAGAUAUGGUGAUGGGAGCUCAACAAAAGGGUAUUUUGUUAGAGAUAAUGUCAAGCUCGAUAGGGUUUCGGGGAACCUUCAAACCGCAUCCAUGAAUGGAAGCAUUACUUUUGGGUGUGGGGCCCGGCAUUUUGGGGGACUAGGUUUAUCCCAACAAGCACUAGAUGGGAUUCUAGGGUUUGGUCAAGCGAAUUCUUCGAUAAUUUCGCAGCUUGCUUUGGCUAAAAAGGUAAAAAAGACGUUUUCGCAUUGCUUGGCUAGUUCUAAAGGAGGUGGGAUUUUUGCUAUUGGAGAAGUGGUGUAUCCGAAAGUGAAAACAACACCGAUUUUACCCAACGAGAUACAUUAUAAUAUUGAAUUGAAGGCAAUUGAGGUGGGUGAUGAUUUCAUCCAACUUCCAACAAAUAUAUUCAACACACCUUCCAAACGUGGAACAAUAAUUGAUAGUGGAACAACCUUGGCUUAUUUUCCUCAUGUCAUUUACACCCAACUUAUGCAAAAGAUUAUGGCCACACAAACAAAUAGAGUACCUCAUACACUUGAUCAUCAAUUCAAGUGUUACAGAAACCCCGGAAAUGUUGAUGAUGUGUUUCCAAUGGUCACGUUUCACUUUGCAAAUUCACUUCCAUUGAAAGUUUAUCCCCAUCAAUAUCUUUUCCAAAUUCAGUCGAAAGAUUGGUGCAUUGGUUUUUUGAGCAACGGGUUGCAGCCUAAGGAGGGUAAAGAUUUGAUCUUGUUGGGAGAUCUUGUAUUAACAGACAGGUUGGUUACGUAUAACAUGGAAGAUCAAACUAUCGGAUGGAUUGAAUAUGAUUGCUCAUCGAGCAUUAAAGUGAAAGAUGAAGAGACGGGGAGGGUGUACCAGGUUGGGUCCCAUGAUAUUACAUCAUCGUCUGGUUGUAAACAUGAGUGGUUUAUUGUGUGGUUGGUGUUUAUAAUAGCUACUAAAAUAGUUGUGUAUUAGAAACCAUUGACCAUAGUUGUAACCAUGGUCAAUGGUUGUGUUUAAUAAAUAAAGUAUAAAGUAUGUUUUAAGAGUA
Molecule: messenger RNA, 1973 nt
Organism: Lactuca sativa (garden lettuce)
Lineage: Eukaryota; Viridiplantae; Streptophyta; Magnoliopsida; Asterales; Asteraceae
Product: aspartic proteinase 36
Biological process (GO): proteolysis
Molecular function (GO): aspartic-type endopeptidase activity
Source: RefSeq, a predicted model, not a curated record